Messenger RNA from Closterium sp. Naga37s-1, 1017 nucleotides. Lineage: Eukaryota; Viridiplantae; Streptophyta; Zygnematophyceae; Desmidiales; Closteriaceae. The record is from the annotation of a GenBank genome assembly.
AUGCUGCUUUGCCCUAAGGGAGACCCGAAUGCACUUGACAUCCCUACCCCGCGCAUUUACGCUGAGGCGAUCGUGGGUGAGUACUCCUCUCAGUGGCAGACAGCCAUGGAUGCAGAGAUGGGUUCCUGGAAGUCCACAGGCACCUACGUCGACGAGGUUCCUCCUACUCGGGCGAAAAUCGUCGAUGGCAUGUGGAUUUUCAUAGUGAAGCGGUCGUCGGGUUCUCUGCCUGUCUUCAAGGCGCGUAAUGUUGCUCGAGGCUUCAGUCAGCGACAGGGGGUCGACUACUUCCAGACCUUCUUACCCACCCUGAAGAUGACUACUCUUCAGGUGUUGCUUCACGUUACAGCACAGCGUGACUACGAGCUGCACUUCCUCGACUUCUCCACAGCUUUCUUGCAGGGCAGCCUUCACGAGGAGAUCUGGCUGCGCCGCCCACCUGGCUUCACUGGGUCGUUUCCUGCGGGUACCCAGUGGAGUCUCCGGUGGCCAGUCUAUGGUCUCCGCCUGGCGCCCCGGGAGUGGCACGACACACUGAGGACGACACUUGCGGCUCUUGGGUUUUCUCCUUCCCCAGCUGACCCGUCGCUGUUUCUACGCACCGACAUUACCCUGACGCCAUUCUAUGUUCUCGUGUACGUCGACGACUUGGUCUUUGCAACUGGUGACACUGAGGAGCUGGCCCUAGUGAAGGCGGAGCUGCAUGAGAGACACACCUGCACUGACUUGGGUCCUCCAGCGGUUCGGCUUCCAGUUCUCCUCGCCACAGCCUACUCCUCUGCCUACAGGCCACUCGCUCUCAGCUCCACCUUCAGACGAGUCCGUAGAGUCGAGUGGUCCACUCGUUCUUCUUCUAUGCUUGGUUCCAGCAGUGAGGCCGAGAUCUACGCUGGGGCUAUGGCCGCACAGGAGCUACGCGGACUGACCUACUUGCUGGCCGACUUGGGGGAGUGGCCUCGUUCUCCUCCAGUUCUGUACGUCGACAACAAGGCCAUGCUUGCCUUGUGUCACGAGUAG